AUGUCCUCUCGUAGCCGAGGGUUAUGCGAAGACGCAUCCAAUUUCGCCAAGCAAGCUAUCGAACAAGAUACGGCUGGCCAUGUUGCUUCUGCAAUCUUUUAUUAUUCAGAAGCAGCUGAAGCACUGCUACAAGCCGCUUAUCUCGAUCCAACAAUGGCUGUCAGCACCAAUAGGAAAGCUUACGAAUAUUUAGAAAGAAUAGAAACAUUGCGUAGUGGCCAAGGUAAACCAUUCCAAUCGCUUGUUAGCGAUCUAGAAAAGGUUGAAUUUCUUAUGAAACAAGCACUAUUAGAAGAUGAACGUGAUAGAAGUGAUGAUGCAGAGCCUUUAUACAUGGAUGCUGCAGAGCUAUGCUUGAGAGUUAAAUCAACUUGUUCUGAUCCAACUGCGAUAAAAAAAUUGGCUCUUUUAGCUAAUCAAGCUGUCGAUCGAAAAUCAAGAAAAUCCACCAAUGAGUCAAACUCUCCUCUAAAGCAGUUAGGAAACACUGCAGCUCACUUAACAAAUAAAGUCAGCACUAGCAACCAAAUUGGCAGCUUUUCCUUUCCUACAGGUGCUCGUAUUACACCUAACGAAAACGCUGCUAGUGGCACAACUAAGAAAUUAGGAUCAAAAGAAAUUGACGUUCUAAAAAAAACUUCCUACAUCAAUAACAAGGUUUAUCCGCCAUGGCUAGAUGGGGAAGAACUACAUGAUCGAUUUGCUUAUCCGGUAACAUUUAUAGACAAAGAUGGAGCCCUUGCAUUAUCUCCAAAGCAAAAAGCGAAAUUUCGUAAAUGGGUUAGACCGUAUGAUCUCUCCCAAGAUCCUAAAAUCAUACACGUCAUCUCAAGUUUUAGUAUUCGACAGACAAUUGUAUCUGAUUGUUCCUUCGUAGCAUCACUUGCAGUUAGCGCUGCUUAUGAAAGAAAAUUUAGAAAACAAAUUAUAACUAGCUGUAUUUUCCCUCAAGAUAAACAAAAGAGGCCUAUCGUUAAUCCAUGUGGCAAAUACCUAGUCAGAUUAAACAUUAAUGGUAUACAGAGAAAGAUUGCCAUUGACGACACGUUACCUUUGGGUAAUGAUGGCCAAUUACUUUGUUCCUUUUCUCACAAUCGUGACGAGUUUUGGGUUAGCCUUAUGGAGAAGGCCUACAUGAAGGUUAUGGGUGGUUAUGACUUUCCUGGAUCAAAUUCAAAUAUUGAUUUACACGCAUUAACUGGAUGGAUACCUGAAAGAAUAGCAACGAAAAAUGAGGAGUCAUUUAAAGCUAAUUCAGUCUUUGCUCGUAUAAAAGAUGGGCUAGAGAGAGGUGAUGUCCUGGUAACUGUCGCUACCGGUGCAUUAUCAAAUACAGACACUGAAAGAACUGGCCUUGUAUCCUCCCAUGCGUAUGCGUUAUUAGACGCAAAACAAAUUAAGGAUAUCAAGCUUUUCCAGCUAAAAAAUCCAUGGAGUCAUCUACGUUGGAAGGGAAAGUAUUCAGAAACUGAUACUGUUAAUUGGACACCAGAGCUAAUUAAGGCCCUAAAUUAUGAUUUAGAUCGAGCAAAGACGUCUGAUAACGGAGUAUUUUGGAUAAAUUUAGAAAGUUUGUGCCACUUCUUUGAUGUAAUUUACUUAAGUUGGAAUCCGAAACUGUUUAAAUAUCGUUAUACUUUGCAUGAUGUAUGGCAUGCCGGUAAAGGUCCAGGAAAGGAUAGUUUUAAUCUUGGCGAUAAUCCUCAGUAUAAAUUAGAAGUUAUCGGUGGCACUGAAAAGCCUAUCGUAUGGGUGUUACUUACUAGGCAUAUAGUAGAUAAGGAAGACUUUGCUAAUAACCAAGAAUUUAUCACUAUUCAUGUAUAUAAGACUGAUGGAUCUAGAGUAUACUAUACAGACAAUCCAUUUAGUCAAGGGACAAAAAUUAAUAGCCCCCAUUAUCUAGCGAAGCUAGAUCUUCCAACAGGAUACAGCAGCUAUACUUUGGUUAUUUCUCAACACGAGAAGACUAAUACCAUUUACUAUACAUUGAAGGUAUACUCAUCCACAGAAUUUAGGAUUGGUGAGAUUGGCAAUCCAUAUAUCUGCCAGAAACGUAUUGUAGGUGAAUGGACUACUCAAACUGCUGGAGGAUGUUCAAAUCAUCCAACUUUUAAGCUAAAUCCUCGCUUUAAAAUUUCAUUUCCUACUCAUGUCAAUAAAAAAAAUCGCAUUUUAAUCCAGUUAAAGUUACCCAGAGAAUAUUAUGGUGGAUUUAAUGUUCAAUCAGAAGCGCCUGGUGAGCGUGGCUCAAUAUAUAAAAAAUCGUCAGGAGCUUACAGGAAAGGCUUUGUGGUUAGUGAAUUAACUGACGCACCAUCAGAUGGACCUUUACUAAUAAUUCCCUCCACUUUCGAUCCGGGAUGCUUAGGCAAAUUUAUUUUAAUAAUUUCGGCUGAUUGCCAAAUUAAUUUAUCGGAACAUAAAUGA
This is a messenger RNA of Trichoplax adhaerens, 2430 nucleotides long. RefSeq lists its product as uncharacterized. Gene Ontology annotation, molecular function: calcium-dependent cysteine-type endopeptidase activity. The transcript is spliced from 24 exons. Gene Ontology annotation, biological process: proteolysis. The record is from RefSeq and is a predicted model, not a curated record. Bases 1 to 2430 code for a protein of 809 amino acids. NCBI's taxonomy places the organism in Eukaryota, Metazoa, Placozoa, Uniplacotomia, Trichoplacea, Trichoplacidae.